Messenger RNA from Homalodisca vitripennis (glassy-winged sharpshooter), 555 nucleotides. RefSeq lists its product as uncharacterized. The transcript is spliced from 5 exons. The record is from RefSeq and is a predicted model, not a curated record. The coding region runs from base 61 to 399 and encodes 112 amino acids. Lineage: Eukaryota; Metazoa; Arthropoda; Insecta; Hemiptera; Cicadellidae.
UCCACAUUCCUGUCUGGAUUCCUCUUGAACUGGGAUGGACUGGUUCACAGACCUCAAAUAAUGAGUCUAUUAGAGUGGGCUACAUUUGACUCUUUCCAAGAACUGUCAAUAAACAUCCUGAGGCCGCUGUACAUGCUGUUUGUAUCGUACAACGUUACGAUGAAGCAACAGAUUAUCCAGACCGUCACUGCGCUUAUUAAGAACAUGUAUGUAGGAGAAAUAGGCAGAGUUUCUCGCCAGUUGCCUCACCCUUUCCUCAACAAACCACGAGCGUGGACUUCCGAACCCAUUGAGAUGUUGGCACCCUUGGUUCGCUGGACGGAGGACCUCUGCAAGGUGGGAAUGUGUCUGGAGCCCAAAAGCAGCACCCUGCUGCUGCAAGCAAUCAAACUUUUAUGAGACGAUGAACGUGUUAGAGUCGCGCUACCAGUUACCCAUGUGGACAAUGAUGUCUGCUGGAGUCAUCUACCACAGUCUGUUCAAGGUGACUCCUGUCGCACUCUGCAGAGUGUGUAGGCUUCUGCUCAAGUGAGUUACAGCACAUUAUAGUUUGUU